Molecule: messenger RNA, 719 nt
Organism: Salpingoeca rosetta
Lineage: Eukaryota; Choanoflagellata; Craspedida; Salpingoecidae
Product: histone H2A.V
Exons: 7
Coding region: 80-469 (129 amino acids)
Cellular component (GO): nucleosome
Molecular function (GO): structural constituent of chromatin; protein heterodimerization activity; DNA binding
Source: RefSeq, a predicted model, not a curated record
CGAUCAACAAGCAAGCAAGCGAGGAGCAACCAAGCCAAAGGAACGUAUCCCUUGCCAAUCAACACACCACACCGCCAAAAUGCCUGCCGGAAAAGCCAAGGUUGAGAGCAAGUCGAGCCAGAAGGCCAUCUCCCGCUCCACACGUGCCGGACUUCAGUUUCCUGUUGGUCGUCUGCACCGCCACCUCAAGGAGCGCGUUGCACACCGGGGCCGCGUCAGCUCCACCGCCGCCGUGUACACAGCCGCCAUCCUCGAGUACCUCACCGCUGAGGUGCUUGAGCUUGCGGGCAACGCGUGCAAGGAUCUCAAGGCCAAGCGCGUGAACCCGCGCCAUCUGCAGCUCGCCAUCCGCGGUGACGAGGAGCUGGACGGCCUCAUCAAGGCCACCAUCUCCGGCGGUGGUGUCAUCCCCCACAUCCACAAGAGCCUGCUCAACAAGAAGAAGGCGGCCAAGCAGGGCAACAUGUAAACCGGGACCCCACCUCACGUCUCACUCCUCAUGUCUAUCGUGCAGCCGCGAAUGGCACCGACUGACCAUCGUCGUGCUUUCUUCGUCGCGUGUCGCAGCACGAUGUUCUGAUGUGAUCGCGUUUCAGUUGACCCGCGCCCUCAUGCGCCACAAUACAUUUUAGUGACACCACCACGAUGACCACCGCAAGUUUCCUUUUCCAGCGUUGUUUCGCUGUCCCCUCCCUCCCUCCCCCCCCCCCCUCUCUCUC